Beta vulgaris subsp. vulgaris (sugar beet) is the source of this 1020-nucleotide messenger RNA. RefSeq lists its product as uncharacterized. The transcript has a single exon. The coding region runs from base 1 to 1020 and encodes 339 amino acids. The record is from RefSeq and is a predicted model, not a curated record. NCBI's taxonomy places the organism in Eukaryota, Viridiplantae, Streptophyta, Magnoliopsida, Caryophyllales, Amaranthaceae.
AUGGCUGACGAUUCUGCCGAGGCGAUGAAAGCAGCCUUGCUGAAGGCUCAAGAAGACCUCCACCGCACUCAAUCUGAGGCCCAACAGACCAUUGACAACCUCAGAAAAGAAUUAGAUUCUGUCAAAAGUAGCAAAACACCUAAGACUCGUAUUCGGAAUGUAGUUCCUAAGAUUCUUGAUCUCGAGGAUUCCGAAGCCAGUGAAGAUGGAGCAGCUAGGUCUGACGAUGAUGCAGAGGAAACUGAUCCUGCAGCUAAGAAAAUGGCGCUCCUGGAGUCUCAGAACAGGAAGAUACUUCGCAUGCUGACAAAGUUGCCUGGAGCACCAACCCCUGUGGCUGAAGAAUCUCCCGAUGGCUAUGCUCAAUCCCCCUUCGUGGAAGAAAUUGCGAGAGUCAGGAUUCCUAAGAAGAUCAAUGUGACUCAGCCUCACAAGCUGUAUGAUGGAGCUGCAGAUCCCUAUGAUCAUGUAGCGCAAUAUAAGCAAAAGAUGUGGACCCUGUCCAUUCCUGAACAUCUGCUGGAGGCUACCAUGUGCAAAUCCUUCGGGGCCACUUUGUCUGGGCCCGCCCUGCAAUGGCUGAUAAGCCUGAAACCAGGUAGCAUCCAAAAUUUCGCUGCUUUGAUUAACAAGUUUUUUAUGCAGUUUGCCAGUAGCAGGGUUCUAGAGAAGCAUACCGGCGACCUGUAUCGCAUCACCCAGAAGGCUAAUGAAGCUGUGAGGCAGUACCUGGAUCGAUUCAACAAGGAGAUGAUCUCGGUCAAGAACCUGGAUGUUCCCACCGCUAUUGAAGCAUUCAGGAGAGGACUAACCUAUAAAUCUAGAUUGUAUUAUGAAUUGACCAGGUACCCAUGUGGCACGUUCGAGGAGGUCAGGGCCAGGGCUAUGGCUGAAAUACGCGUCGAGGAGGACGAGGCGUCCAGGUAUGUGAGCGAGCCCAGCUACGAUCGGAAAUCCCAGAACCAGAAGAAGAAUGAUUGGCGCACCACAGCACAAGCCAGAUACAAGGCGCGAAAGUAA